AUGGUGCAUCGAGUCCUUUUCUGGGGAGGCUUCGGCGUUGCCGUCCGCUUCUGGCAGCUCGGUCUCGAAAUGCGACCCUUUUUCAACAGGGGCUCUCUAUGGGCGUACCCCGUGUUUGCGGGAGUCGGCGCAAGCUUCGGAUAUUGGUUACAGGGCGUCGACGAGAGGCAGUCGGCUAUCUUGGAGGAGCGCAAACGGUCUAUUCUGGAAAAGAGAGCGAGGAAGGCGGCGAGGGAUGCGGAGAAGGCGGGCGCAUCCGCGUGA
Messenger RNA from Daldinia caldariorum, 264 nucleotides. RefSeq lists its product as uncharacterized. The coding region runs from base 1 to 264 and encodes 87 amino acids. The record is from RefSeq and is a predicted model, not a curated record. Lineage: Eukaryota; Fungi; Ascomycota; Sordariomycetes; Xylariales; Hypoxylaceae. The transcript is spliced from 2 exons.